Centropristis striata (black sea bass) is the source of this 1815-nucleotide messenger RNA. RefSeq names its product alpha-1-antiproteinase-like. Gene Ontology annotation, biological process: negative regulation of endopeptidase activity. The transcript is spliced from 4 exons. Gene Ontology annotation, molecular function: serine-type endopeptidase inhibitor activity. Bases 123 to 1490 code for a protein of 455 amino acids. NCBI's taxonomy places the organism in Eukaryota, Metazoa, Chordata, Actinopteri, Perciformes, Serranidae. The record is from RefSeq and is a predicted model, not a curated record.
ACCCCCGCACACAGCCACAAGAACAACACUUCCCCAAAGCUGGAGUUUGGCUGGUCUUAUGAGAGAUCAACCUGCAGCGUCUCCAAAUCAGGCCAAGCCAGGGGGCGAGAGAAGAAACGCUGAUGUCUAUUAUGUAUAGUUUUACAUGUCUAACAGUGCUGGCACUGCUCACGGGUCCCACAGCAGAUGGGUCGGUUCUACCAAAGCCUGACGAACUCGUCUGCAGGCCUCUGCGAAGGGAACAAGAGGUCAAUCAGCAGCUCAACACAUCAGCCCUAAACACAGCCCUGGCCUUUGAACCGUAUCGUGACCUGGCAACCAGGACCACUGCUGAGCUCGGGGUCCAGCAGCAGCAAAACAUCUUGUUCUCCCCCUUGGGCCUGGCGUCAGCUCUGGCCCUGCUGUCCCGAGUGACUGGGGCCGAGAGUCGGAGCCAGGCCCUGGAGGCCCUGGGGCUGGCAGCCAACUCUACAGAGCAGAGCGUGGAGGCCACCAUAUCUGCUCUUACAGAUCUGCAACACAGCCUCACUCUACAGGAGGGAGGGGGUGGGGGUGGGGUUCAAAGUGCAGAGUCCGGAGCCGGAAUAGAAGCUAACAUUGGGGCCGCACCAAGGGAGGGUAUUGGAGGGGCGGAUGCUGGAAACAGAACUGAUGCAGGUGAUGGGACAGGGGGUAGGAAUGGAACUGAGGAUGGGGUUCAUCCUGGGGCACAGCUAAGAGUGUGGAACAGCCUUCAUAUUGAUGGAAAACCUUCACUAGACUAUGACAGCUUUCUGUCCAGGCCUGAGCACACUGGACCCUCUGCCUUCAACAUCAGCUUUGACACGCUGAAGAAAGACUUGGAAGCUUCUGACAGACUUGAACUUAACAAUUAUUUGUAUUUCAAAGGUCAUCAACCCUUUGAGCGGCGCCACACAGUGCCUCGGAGCUUCCAGCUGAAUGCUACCACCAGCACGGAGGUUGCCAUGAUGUUCAGGGAUGAUUCCUCUGAGGUGAUGAUGCUGUACGACACCAACUGCUCCGCCACGGUGGUGCGGCUGACCUGCUCAGAACGCCUGGCCUCGCUGCUCCUUCUUCCAAAAGCCGAGCUCCAGCCGCUGGAGGACUGCCUCUCUGACAGCCGCAUGAGCUUUUGGCUCAGCAACCUGAAGCCAGGGCGGGCAGAAAUCCGUUUCCCCAAGUUCCAACUAAGGAAAUCCUACAGUUUAGAAAGCCUCCUGAGGAAGUCUGGGGUAUCAUCAAUUUUCUCAGAUUCAGCCGACUUCUCUGGAGUAUCACAGAAGACGCUGAAACUCGUCAAGGCUCCUCAUGAGGUUAUGCUGGAGGUGGAAGAGACCAAGUCAGAAGACAGAGCGAGACCUGACAUCAUGUUGGACUUCUCUGUCCCCCCCAGAAUUACCUUUAACAAACCUUUUAUGCUCAUAAUCUAUGAUGAUCUCACAGGGCUCGUCCUGCUCAUGGGGAGAAUUAUCGAUCCAACAGAUUUCUAGUCUGAAGUAAACAUCACAUGAGCCUUUUUUGUGCUUUUUCCUUUGUGCUUAAUAUAGUGCUGCUUUCCCUUACAUUACAUAAAUGCGUAUUCGUCCCAAUAGUAUGGUAUAUCAUUCUGGGGGAAAUAAAUGCACUACCAGCAAUUUCACUGAAGUUGCUAAAAGCCUGUGCUGUUGUACCUCCAAUUUUCCAAACAUUGCAGGAUGAUUUUCAGUUUAUUUCUCCAUUUUCACAAAAUGAUAAAAAGAUUCAAAUGGCAGUAAUUUAUCCAUGUGACUGAAUCUUUGCUAUUCUUGCAAAAACAUAAAACACUUUUCUUCCAUU